UUCAAAUUCACGCAGGAGAAAAAACCCAAAGAAACGAUGGCUUUGAGAGCUGCUACUGUUGUAUGUGUUGAAAGGGGAAGGAAUCCUAAAUUUCUUUCAGUUUAUCCUCAACUUAUUAAAACCAGAUUUCCUUCCUCCCUUGAAUCUUCUCCACUUCAUCCAAGAAUCUCAUAUCAAACUCAUAACCAUAAAAAACAAGACAAUUUCCAACCUGGGAAUUUUGACAAAUCAUUUACGAGAUUCAACAAUGGUAUUCGUGCGAUUAAUACAGACGCUACAGUGGAAUCAAAAACAUCAUCAGAGAAUGAAAAUUUGUCUGGAAACUGGAAGAUUAAAAUGCUUUAUGAUGGUGAUUGCCCACUUUGUAUGAAAGAGGUAAACAUGCUUACAGAAAGGAAUAAAAUGUAUGGGGCUAUCAAAUUUGUUGAUAUAAGUUCGGAAGAUUACUCUCCGGAGGACAAUCAAGGAAUUGACUACAAAACUGCUAUGGGGACUAUCCAUGCAAUUCAAUCUGACGGAACUGUUGUCACGAGUGUUGAAGCAUUUAGAAGACUGUAUGAAGAAGUUGGACUUGGAUGGGUUUAUGCUGUCACCAAGUACAAACCUAUUGGAGUCAUAGCUAAUGCAGUGUAUGCAGUUUGGGCUAAGUACCGUAUGCAGAUUACAGGUCGACCUUCGUUGGAAGAUGUUCUGGAAGCGAGAAUGAAAAAACAGGCAAAUGGUUACAACAGUUGCUCUUACUAGUGUUCACCAAACAUGGCGGCUUGAGCAACUGCACCCUAACUGACAACUACCAAGGUUUUCAAUUAUCUUGAAGAUAGAAGGGCGAGAGGACAUUGCUGUAGACAAGGAAAAUGAUAUACAUGCGGGUAACCCCUUCUUAUCCUGUCAUUACGAAUUAUCAUUCCAAAGGAAGAAUGGGUGCAGUGGAAGCCAUUAUACACAUGAUGAGAUAUCACUUAUCAGCUCCUCAAUUUGCGAGAAAAAUUCUGAAUAUGAGAUGAUUGGGAGACCAUGGAAAGCAGGUUUUCAGGUUUAGGAUGUCAAUGAGGAGCUUCGAGUCAUCCUCAAACUAUAGAUAAAUCCGUGCAGGACAGCUCGAGCUUCAGCAACAAGGGCUUUAGAUAGUCCAAGUGGCAUGGCUGAGGCUGGGAUGAGAGCCAUAACGCAGGCAGACAUAUCACUGUUAAGUUCGAUAAACAGUAGUAUGAGGUGGACGAAUCCAAGAAAUGGAUGAGGCGUAACUGGAAGAUGGGAUCGAAGAUUAGGUUGGUAUUGGAUCCAGGAAUGUGGGAUGUACAAGCUGCAGGGUGUGGUGAAGGAUAUAGCUUGAGAUCAUGAAGUUGUCAACCUAAUGCGUUGUUGCUUCUGGUUAGGCAUGCCCAUAAUAUAGCCUGACAUGCUUGGACAGUUGGACGAGAAUUAGACAAGGCACCAAGCUAAAAUAUGGGCUGGCCCAAGUACAAGUGAAUUGAAAAUUAAAAAUUAUCAAG
Messenger RNA from Papaver somniferum (opium poppy), 1493 nucleotides. RefSeq lists its product as uncharacterized. Bases 37 to 744 code for a protein of 235 amino acids. The transcript is spliced from 7 exons. Gene Ontology annotation, molecular function: protein-disulfide reductase activity. The record is from RefSeq and is a predicted model, not a curated record. Lineage: Eukaryota; Viridiplantae; Streptophyta; Magnoliopsida; Ranunculales; Papaveraceae.